AUGACGGGGAAGUACGCUUCAGAUCCGGAAUGGGCGUCUAUCGAACCCAUCCCGCUGAAUGACGGCUCAGACUCUGGUGCGUUGCCUCUUGCAACCAUCGCCUACACAGACGAUUACAUCGAGGCGACGUCGUAUCUGCGAGCCGUGAUGGCUGCGAAUGAGAUGUCGGACAGGGCGUUGAAGCUGACGGAGGACAUCAUCUCAAUGAAUCCGGCUCAUUACACGGUUUGGAUCUACCGUGCGAAGAUCCUGUUCGCACUGAAGAAGGACCUAAAGGAGGAGUUUGAAUGGCUGAAUAGAGUCUCGCUCAAGUAUUUGAAAAACUACCAGAUUUGGCAACAUAGAGAAGUCAUUGUGUCUUGCAGAGACCAAUUUCCUACUCUACCAGACAGAGAGCUUGAUUUCUUGAUGGAAAUGUUUGCCCAAGAUUCCAAGAACUACCAUGUCUGGAAGUAUCGCCACUGGCUCGUGCGCCACUUCAAGCUCUGGGACCUGCCGCGCGAAAUCGAGGAUGUUGAAGCCCUGCUCAAAGCCGAUGUGCGCAACAACUCGGCGUGGAACCAUCGCUUUGUGCUCCGCUUCGGACCCCGUGGGGAUGACGAGCCGGACGCCGGCAUGCCGAAUGGUGGAGCAAUGGGAGCGGACAAAGGCCGCCUGGCCGUUGCGGACGAAGACGUGAUCGACGCCGAACUGCAGUAUGCGCAGGCCAAGAUCCUGUUGGCGCCCGAGAACCGCAGUCCCUGGUCCUAUGCUCGUGGCGUGUUGCGCGCAGCCGGCCGACCGCUAUCCGAAUGGAAAGACUUUGCGAGUAAAUUCGUCACGGAGAAGAAGAAGCACGAUGCCGAGGACGGCGAGGACGAAAUCGAGGUCGAAGUCAAGAGCAGCCAUGCGGUCGAAUGGCUGGCUGAUGUGCUUGCCGAGCAGGUCUCAGGCUCAGAGACAGACAAGUCGGAAGCCGUCAAGAUGCUCACCCUACUCAAGGAGAAGUAUGACCCUAUCCGCAAGAACUACUGGGACUACCGGAUCAAGAUGCUGGAUUCUUUCGCAGUGCCUUACGGGGUCUCUGCUUCAGCAUAA
This is a messenger RNA of Penicilliopsis zonata CBS 506.65, 1077 nucleotides long. RefSeq lists its product as hypothetical. NCBI's taxonomy places the organism in Eukaryota, Fungi, Ascomycota, Eurotiomycetes, Eurotiales, Aspergillaceae. Gene Ontology annotation, molecular function: protein farnesyltransferase activity; CAAX-protein geranylgeranyltransferase activity. Gene Ontology annotation, cellular component: protein farnesyltransferase complex; CAAX-protein geranylgeranyltransferase complex; cytoplasm. Gene Ontology annotation, biological process: protein farnesylation; protein geranylgeranylation. The record is from RefSeq and is a predicted model, not a curated record. Bases 1 to 1077 code for a protein of 358 amino acids. The transcript is spliced from 3 exons.